AUGGUGGAUCCGAUGCCUCGCAGUGUGAAAUCGGUAAAAAGUCGUCUUGAUACUAUAAAACAGAGUGAAGAAACCAUAAAGCAGAAUGUGUCCAAAGUCCAUUCGCAUUUUCUGGUACCAUCAGAUAAAUUGGACAAAGUGACGCGACGAGUUAUCGCGCCAUAUGCGCAGAUUGAAAGAAAGGAUGUGAAAGAGGAACCGAAACGAGGAACCUAUUUGGAUAUAAAUAGGUUUACCGUUUUCCUAGAAGAUACUGUUGAUUUGGACUCGCUGUUGUAUGAAACGGCCAAUGUUUUGAAGGCUAUUACGAAUAGUUCCGGUGUUUUUGUGUACAUCGUAGACAAGAUCAAGAAUGAAAUUGUCCUCAUGACUCAAAACACGAAGAAUCCUGAACGACACGAAGUAAAUAUACCAAUUGAGGAGGGUAAAAUGGCAUCAGCCCAUGUGGCCUUUACCAAAGAAUACCUAGUGAUUGAGGAUGUUCAGCGCGACAGGCGCUUCGCUGAGGGCCUCAAAUGGAUAGACGCGAAGGUCGCACUCUGCAUGCCCGUGAUAAAACCAGAUGGCGAUUGCUAUGCGGUACUGGAGUUGUAUAGGACAACCAGUGAGCCGUAUGAUCAUAACGUGAUUUACACAGUUGUGAGUGUAGCUUGCUGGGCCGGUGCGGCGGUGCACCAAGCGCAGGUUAGGAUCACGCUGCAACGUACUGCGCACCUGAAUAACGAACUUCGCGCCCUGCUGCAGAACUAUUUCUGCGAUCUGGCCUCUAUUGAUACUAUGCUGACGGAUAUGCUUGCUGUAAUAAAAUCGUUUAUUGGUGCGAUGAGGAGCAGUUUCUACAUAAUAGAUAGGGAUCAUAUCGGUGAACACCUGCAAGCUGAUAUGUGGGACGAUGGAUGGAGUUCUGAAAAAUCCACUAUGCCGAGAAAGAAAGUAAAAGUGAAUCUUACUCAAGAGCAAACGCCAGCUGGCCUGGUAGCGCGUACUGGGCAACCCCUCAAUGUACGCGAUGCGUAUCGCGACCCGAGGUUUACCAAAGAAAUCGACCCUACCACUGGGACCGUCGUUAGAUCCUGUCUUGUAUCACCCAUUAUGGAUAAGGAGAAAGUUAUUGGCGUUGUGCAACUUACGAACAAAACGAACGCACACCCGUUCAAUGCUGAUGAUCAGCAGAUAUUCGAUGUGUUUGUCAAUUAUUGCUCCCUUAUUGUACACUUUUAUAAUAUGCAGAUAAGGAAAAUUUAUCACGAGAAUCUGAACGAAGUGUACUCAAAUUUAAUGAGCAUACAUCUGCUACCAUGUAGACAUGACUUGGAAGAGCUGAUGGAAACUAAUGGAGUUGUUCUCCCUCCAAACAAUUUCAGAAGCUUCGACUACUACAUCAGCGACGGCUCCAAAGAGGACAUGGCUGGUCUGGUCUGCUACAUGUUUGUCGAAACGUUCGCCGAUCGAAACUUCGAGAGGCACCAGCUGGCGGACUUCGCGUUAACCGUACUGCAGUGCUACCGACACAAUCCGUAUCAUAAUGCGGAGCAUGCGUUCCUCUUCACGCAUACUAUGUUCUUGAUACUCGUUAAUAACACCGGCUAUUUCGACUUUGUUGAGACGGCGGCGCUGAUGCUGGCCGGGCUGUGCCACGACCUCGACCACCCGGGGCUCAACAACAACUUCCUGCAGCUGGCGCGGCACCCGCUCGCGCGCAUGUACCGCACCUCCACGCUGGAGCACCACCACUUCUUCCUCGCCAAGAAGAUCAUUGAGGAUAAAAAUCUUCUGGCGAAGCUGUCAAUAAAGGACCGGUCACGAAUUAUGACUGAAUUGAAAUACAACAUUUUAUGCACCGAUUUGGCAAUUUACUUCCAACUGCGCGCGCAACUAACGCCGUUAUUAGCCGAAAGAGCUUUCGAUUGGACCAAUAACACUCAUAGACGAAUGUUGAAGGGUAUAUUAAUGACAACUAGCGAUUUGUCUGCAUCAUGCAAACCAUUUGGCGUGGCGAAGACGAUCGCUGAGGCGGUAUAUUCUGAAUUUUAUAGUCAGGGUGACAAAGAACGCGCCAUGGGGUACAACCCGCUGAGCAUGAUGGACCGGCGCCGCAGCGGCAACCAGCCGGCGGAGCAGAUUCAGUUCCUGUCCGUGGUGGUGAUACCGUGCCUCAUGAUGUUGCAGAACGUGUUCCCUAACACCAGCCCUUUGCUGGAGAACUGCAGAAAAACGCAAGAGGCGUGGCAUGAAGAAAUCGAAAUACGCGGCCAAAAACUUUGGCGCCAAGAAGACUCGGUGCCUAAACCAGGCCGAGGACAUUUCCACAUAAAGACCGAGAGUAGCAGUAACUAGUUGCUUCUUUACACUAUU
Messenger RNA from Zerene cesonia (dogface butterfly), 2355 nucleotides. Its product is annotated as cAMP and cAMP-inhibited cGMP 3',5'-cyclic phosphodiesterase 10A-like. Gene Ontology annotation, molecular function: protein binding; 3',5'-cGMP-stimulated cyclic-nucleotide phosphodiesterase activity. NCBI's taxonomy places the organism in Eukaryota, Metazoa, Arthropoda, Insecta, Lepidoptera, Pieridae. The record is from RefSeq and is a predicted model, not a curated record. The coding region runs from base 1 to 2337 and encodes 778 amino acids. Gene Ontology annotation, biological process: signal transduction; negative regulation of receptor guanylyl cyclase signaling pathway. The transcript is spliced from 15 exons.